This is a messenger RNA of Python bivittatus (Burmese python), 1389 nucleotides long. NCBI's taxonomy places the organism in Eukaryota, Metazoa, Chordata, Lepidosauria, Squamata, Pythonidae. The record is from RefSeq and is a predicted model, not a curated record.
AGCUGUAUUUUUUCUCUCCAUUCAGCUUUUGUCACUUGGGAUUAAAAAGCACCAAUGUAUCAAUUAAACAACGCCAGCGUUUUGUUAUCCCACAGAAGCCUUUCCUGUUCCCUGCAGUGCUACAGAUGUCAGUGAGGUCUAUAUUUAUUCAGACGCAGGACACUCCAAAUCCAAACAGCUUGAAGUUUAUUCCAGGAAAGCCAGUCCUGGAAUCCAGAACGAUGGAAUUCCUAUCGCCUGCUUCCACCUACUGCUCUCCUUUAGCAAGACAGCUCUUUCGGAUUGAAGGAGUUAAAAGUGUAUUUUUUGGAACAGACUUCAUCACCGUCACAAAGGAGAGCGAGGAUGUGGACUGGAACUUGAUAAAGCCUGACAUCUAUGCAACUAUUAUGGAUUUCUAUGCUUCAGGCUUGCCCGUUGUUACAGAGGAGGUUCCUCGCACAGACACAGCUCCAUCUGAAGAAGAUGAUGAAGUCGUAUUAAUGAUAAAGGAGCUGCUGGAUACCAGAAUCAGGCCAACAGUCCAGGAAGACGGCGGAGAUGUCAUCUUCAAGGGUUUUGAAGAUGGGAUUGUGCAGUUAAAACUGCAGGGUUCCUGCACCAGUUGCCCCAGUUCCAUUGUCACAUUAAAGAAUGGAAUACAAAACAUGCUGCAGUUCUAUAUUCCAGAGGUCGAGGGUGUGGAACAGGUUGCGGAUGAUAAUGAAGAAAAAGAACUGAAGUCCACCUGAAUCGGGAAGAGCCCUGGCCCGUGAGCAGAAAUUAUGUGCCCGGUGGGUUUGUCUAAAUUGGACACUUCGUACAGAAGAAAAAGAUUGCAGUUUCUUCAUUGGGCUGAUUCUAUCUUGGCUUCAUGAUAUAAGGAAACAGUAAUAUUGAAAGAGUUGUCCAUGUCUGCUUUACAUGAACAAAAAGAGGAAAAGGCACAGAGUUCAAAUGUUCUUAACAUUUUAUAAAAUAUUUUCUUUCUCCCUUGGAUUUAAAUAUUGUCUCAAGAAUCUACAAUUAUCUUCCUGAGUAUCAGUCAUCUAUUUAUUUAGCAGGCUUUCUGUCUUUCAGGCUAUAAACUAGUCACUUGCUGGAGAUGGUUUGGUCAUAAAAUAUUGCAUUUUUCUUAACCUUUUCCCCUGCUACUUUGAUUCCAAGAAUAUUUUUUUUAAUUGUGCUCCCAUCAAAAGGUUUAAGUUUGUAGUUUUUUUUUUUUAAUGACUGCAGGUUCAAUAAAAUAUUAUCAAUGCCUCUGUCAGUUCUCUUGCAUAGAAAUUUGGAACAUUUAAAUAAUACUUUGUUCCAGUAUUCAGUAGAUCUCACUACACUUCUCAGUAAUCUCAGGAGAACCAAAAUUUCUUUUAAGAGUUGGAAAUGAGGGACUGCUUUUUUUUUUUUUUU